This is a messenger RNA of Ahaetulla prasina, 2399 nucleotides long. RefSeq names its product interferon-inducible GTPase 5-like. NCBI's taxonomy places the organism in Eukaryota, Metazoa, Chordata, Lepidosauria, Squamata, Colubridae. The record is from RefSeq and is a predicted model, not a curated record. Gene Ontology annotation, molecular function: GTPase activity; GTP binding. Gene Ontology annotation, cellular component: membrane. Bases 199 to 1386 code for a protein of 395 amino acids. The transcript has 2 exons.
CGCAAUACACUCAACACUUAAAGGUUGACUCCAUAAGGGAGAUCCAGUCCUUCUCUCUGAGGAAUCUGGAGACACUGGACAGAGACCCUUCCCAACCUGCGUGGACCUCUUUGAGAAUUACUCCUUUUAGAAGAGCAAGUAAGGAUUUGUGCACACCUUCUCCCUGUCGAGAUAAUCUUCACAGAACAAAGAACAACGAUGGGCAAUGAAAUUACAAGGUAUUCUCUAUGGAGACGAUUUGAAGAAUUCAGGAGUGAUUUGAGUCAAGGCAGCGUUCACAAAAUGGCGUUGGACUACCAAAAACAUUUAAAUGAAAUGCAAAAUCUGCCCCUUAAUAUUGCAGUGAUUGGGCAGGCAGGUGCUGGUAAAUCGUCCUUUGUCAAUGCCAUCCGGGGUGUAAUGGAUGAUGAUGAGGAUGCAGCCGCAGUUGGGACAGUAGAACAAACCAUGGUGCCAAAGGCCUAUCCUCAUCCUUUUCUUCCCAAUAUCCAAAUAUGGGACCUCCCAGGGAUCGGAACCCCUCGGUUUGAAGCAGCGGAAUAUCUGCAGAAAGUCCAAUUUGAAAGUUAUGAUGUCUAUAUUUUGGUUACCUCUGAACGCUUUACUAAAAACGAUGCUUUGCUGGCCAAAGAAAUACACAGAAUGAGGAAGAAGUUUUAUUAUGUGCGUAGCAAAAUUGAUAUGAGCCUCGAGGGUGAAAGGAGGAAAAAGAAUUUCAACAUGGAGAGAACCCUGGCAUUUAUAAGCAAAUGUUGUGAAGAUUGUUUGAGAAGGGCUGGUGGUCUCUCUGCGAGAGUAUUUCUGAUUUCCAACUGGGAGGAAGACCAGUAUGAUUUCCCUCUCCUGAGGGAGACAAUGGCUGCUGAACUUCCUUACUACAAGAAGCAUAUUUCAACCAAGGCUGCAGAGCUGUUCUCAGAAAAUGAACUGAGGGUGAAAAAAGCUGAAAUACUAUCACAUAUAAAGAAGGUGGCGUUGGUGUCAUGUGCUUGUGGAGCGGUGCCUGUUCCAGGUCUCUCUAUGCUUUGUGAUAUUCCAAUAUUGCUGGAUGCUCUGACAUGUAUCUGCAACGCAUUUGGUCUAGAUGACCAUUCGCUCCGUAUUUUGGCCCUUCACACUGGAAAAGAAUUUGAAAAGCUGAGGUCGGCUAUCAAGAAAACUCCAUUAGCCAACACCAUCAACAUAGGAUUGCUAUUUUCUCUAUUGAUGCAGUCGUCUCUCUGGGUGAAUGUGUCAGUUGUGGAAGUGGCUUUUACUUUUAUACCUGUUUUUGGGUCUGUGUUUGGUGGAGCGAGUUCAUUUGCUGUCACGUAUCAUUUUCUGAACACCUUUCUUGAGGAUGUUUUGGAAGAUGCCCGAAAUCUUCGAGCAAUGCUUGUUGACUGAUCAGAGUCCCAGGAAAAGGUCCCAGGAAACAUCCCCCCACAACUCUCUUUGAAGGAGACAGUCAAGCAUUUCCUUCAAAUGAAAACAGGGGGAGGAAAAUAAUAAGAUGUUUCCAAACCAUAGUAGAGCUACCUAUUUGCUUGCUCGUUUUAAUAAUUCUUUAAGUAUGUGCUUGACCAUAAGGGCAAAUAUGUAUCUCUUUCUGCAGAUGUUUCUAUGGGAAAUAGGAAAUUAAAUAAUUAUAUUUAUAUAUCUUAUUUUUGGAGUGUGUGCCUUUCUUGUUUUCUCUCUUUUACUUUUUUCUGCUCGAUUUGUAACAACAAUAAAUAAUAAAAUAGUAGAAAUUAUAUUAUGGAGCUACAAAUUUUAAUUUUUUCUGUUCUAUUUUUAACAAUUAUAAAUGAGAAAAUAGUGGAGAUUUUGCUAUGAAGCCACAAAAUUCAUGAUACUUUUUGAAACUAUGAUGAAAACUACUCAAUGUUCUUUAACUUGCCCUGUCUAAUUAAUUUUACUCUGAGCAUUAACUGUAUAACUUCAGUGAUUAUCUGCCUGUCCCAUAUUUUUUUGUUGGAAAUGUACAUUCUCUUUAAAUAAACCAAAUUUUGAAGAAAGCUUCCGAUGCAGGAUUUGGCUGAUCAAACUAUAGGAUCAAGCACCUCAAAACAACGCUAUACAGCAUUGCACACCAGAACAACUAGACACAAGAACAGUUUUUUCCCGAAGGCCAUCACUCUGCUAAACAAAUAAUUCCCUCAGCACUGUCAAACUAUUGACUAAAUCUGCACUACUAUUAAUCUUCUCAUCGUUCCCAUCACCCAUCUUCUUCCACUUAUGACUGUAUGACUGUAACUUUUUGUUGCUAUCAUUAAGGGUUAAAUUGUAACCUAUGACCAUCAUUUGUGUUGUAAAUGUUGUACCUUUGAUGAAGGUAUUUUUUUCCCUUUUUCUUUUAUGUACACUGAGAGCAUAUACACCAAAACAAAUUCCUUGUGUGUCCAAUCACACUUGGCCAA